CCGAUUACCGCCCUUUGGAUAUUCCCUCUUCUUUAGAGGGAGGACAAAAAAUGAACCCAAAACAGAAAGUAGCUGCAGGUUUUAUUAUUUUUAGGCGAAUUGAAAAAGAAAUACAGUAUUUAUUGCUUCAGACAUCGUAUGGCGAACAUCACUGGACACCACCUAAAGGUCACGUAGACCCUGGGGAAUCAGAGUUACAAACUGCAUUAAGAGAAACAGAGGAAGAGGCAGGAUUAAAAAAAGGAGAUUUCCAUAUGUAUGAAAAUUUCCAAAGGACAUUGAACUAUGAAGUGAGGGGGAAUCCCAAGAGAGUAGUGUACUGGCUCUCAGAACUGAAGAACCCAAACAUACCUAUCAGGUUAUCUGAUGAACACAUUGACUACAAGUGGCUGAACCUUCCUUCUGCGUUAAAAUAUGUGGAAAAAUUCAAAGACUUUCAACAAGUUUUGAAUGAGGCAGAUAGUUAUAUAAAAUCUAAUUCGUGAUCAAUUUUACAAGCUUUGUGGAUUUAUAUUAUAAUUAAAAUUUUAACAAAGUC
Messenger RNA from Saccostrea echinata, 538 nucleotides. Its product is annotated as bis(5'-nucleosyl)-tetraphosphatase [asymmetrical]-like. Bases 51 to 485 code for a protein of 144 amino acids. Lineage: Eukaryota; Metazoa; Mollusca; Bivalvia; Ostreida; Ostreidae. The transcript has 2 exons. Gene Ontology annotation, biological process: AMP biosynthetic process; ATP biosynthetic process. Gene Ontology annotation, molecular function: bis(5'-nucleosyl)-tetraphosphatase (asymmetrical) activity. The record is from RefSeq and is a predicted model, not a curated record.